UGGAGAUGGACCUGCUAGAGGAUCUUGAGACCCUGAAGUUUGAGUCCGGGAUUCAUGAGGAAGACCAAAGCUGGCUGUAUUUGCUGGGCCGUUCUCACGGUCUGAUGACCAAGGCCUGCGCCCACGCAACCUUCUUCUGCAAGCUGCUCCAUAAUAUGAGGUACGCUGGGUCCCUAGGGUCAAGUUGCUUCCAUGUCCUAGCUAUUGGAAACAGUGCUGAUGACGACGCGUUAAAGGUGGGCAUCAUUGGAGGUGGCCACCUUGGGAAGCAGCUGGCACAUACCCUGCUCCAGUUCGUCCCCAUCCCUGCUGAGAAUCUGCGGAUCUCCACUCGGAGGCCAGAGACCCUGGAUGAAUUCAAGAAACUGGGAAUCCAGUGCUUUUACCAGAACGCUUCUCUGGUGGGAUGGGCCAAUGUGGUAUUCCUCUGCUGCCUGCCAUCUCAGCUGCCUAAUAUCUGCGUAGAAAUUCAAACCCGGCUUGGGAAAGACUGCAUUGUGUACAGCUUUGUCUCUGCCAUCCCAGUAUCCAGGUUGAAACUCCUACUGAAUCACACUAACAUCUUGCGGCCCCAGUAUCAGUGUGCUGAAGAUCUUGCCCACAUCUGGGGGGCCAAUAAGGAGAUCACCGCUGCUCUCCAAGACCCUGUGAUUAUUCAGGCCACCUGCCCCUACAACCCUGCUGGGGGAAUAAGCCUCAACAUCAAGUGGCUGGAGGGGAUGUUUUAUGCACUCUUAAACUUCUGCACAGCAAAGGACAUGCCCCACUCACAAGUGCUGCGGCAUUUGAGCGAGCUGUUCCCCUCCCAGCACCUCAAGGCCUGUAAGAAGGAUGAAGCAUCACCCCUAAAAUUUCAAGCCCAAGAUUUUGUCAGUAAGAUCUAUGCCAAGAACCUGUCUCAGAAACGGCCUUUCCCCUUGUUUGAUCUGACUGCUGUGCAACUCAAGGAAACUCCCUUUAGCCAGUACCUCUCAAACAGUACUACUUUUCAGGACCACUUUACCCAUCUAUAUUAUGACUCAUUUGGCAUCUCCCUAACCAAAGAACAAGAAGAGCCAGAGGUUUCCACGGGUUCUCCAUCCCAAUAAGAGAAGAGACUUCUCAGGAAUCAUGAAUUUUUCUCCUCCUAAUCAGGUAGUGCUUUGAUUAUCGCAGCUGUCAGUGGAAGUCAUGUGAUUGUCUGGUGAGUCUCAUGUGUUAGGCAACGAGGAAUUAGAAAAUUGUACUGAUGGCUCUUUAAAAUCUAGAAUAAAAAGCAGUUCUUUACAUCA
Messenger RNA from Capra hircus (goat), 1271 nucleotides. RefSeq names its product NADP dependent oxidoreductase domain containing 1 (gene NOXRED1). Gene Ontology annotation, biological process: L-proline biosynthetic process. The transcript is spliced from 7 exons. Gene Ontology annotation, molecular function: pyrroline-5-carboxylate reductase activity. Lineage: Eukaryota; Metazoa; Chordata; Mammalia; Artiodactyla; Bovidae. The coding region runs from base 6 to 1088 and encodes 360 amino acids. The record is from RefSeq and is a predicted model, not a curated record.